GCCUGAGCGCCGUUCAUCUUUGAGCCCCCGUAUUUAGGUGUCCGGGAGCACACGGCGAAUCAGCUGAGACUCAGUCCAGGCCCCACGGGGAAACCGUGCACCCCGCGCUGCCCUGCCGAGCUCAAGGCGGGUGCGCCCCGUCGUGGUCGGCCGCUCUGCGACCAGGCCCGCCAAAAACCUCAGCCUGUCUCCGCCCCUCGCCUCGACGUCCCCGGCGAUUGGCGGAUUAGACAUAACUGACCGCUCCCUCGGCCACUCAGGACUAGGGAGCUUGUUAAGUUCCGGGUCCCCGAGACACCAAGGACCUGCUGGCAGCUGUAGCUUUUCCCUCAGUUAAUAUGGCUGCGGGCCGCUAGGCCUUCGCUCCGGCAGCGGUGGGCAAGGGCAGGCAGGGCACACCGGGAGGCUUUGCCGACGUCCCGCCAGCGAUGGCGCUCCAGCCGCGGUUCUGGAAGGGCCUGUCUGUUGGCAGGAACCUGGAGCGUGGGCUCGCAGCCCUCUCAACCAGUUCCACGCCCGCGGUUCAGCCCGAAGCGGAGACGAAGGAAAACGAGGCUGUGGCCCCCGAGUUCAUCAACCGGAACCCUCGGAAUCUGGAGCUCUUAGGUGUAGCCAGGAAAGAACGGGGCUGGGCUACAGUGUGGCCCAGCCGGGAGUUCUGGCACAGGUUGCGAGUUAUAAAGACUCAGCAUCACGUAGAAGCACUGGUUGAACACCAAAACGGCCAGGUGGUGGUUUCGGCAUCUACUCGUGAAUGGGCUAUUAAAAAACACCUUUACAACACCAGAAACGUGGUGGCUUGUGAGAGCAUAGGACGUGUGUUGGCACGGCGCUGCCUAGAAGCAGGAAUCAACUUCAUGGUCUACCAGCCAACCCCUUGGGAGGCAUCCUCAGACUCGAUAAAGUGUUUACAGAAUGCCAUGACAGAGGGCGGUGUGGUGCUUCAGGAACCUCGGAGAAUCUAUGAAUGAAGUAGAAGCAUGAACUGCUUUGAAAGAAUAAACAUAAGACCAUCAGCUACUUGAGCCGUCCAAAGAAAGCAUCUGCCUCUGAAAACAGAGAGAAAAGCAUUUGGAAGGAAAACCAGACUGAAAGCUUCAUAGCUAUAAUGUAACAGUGGAAAAUUUUUUAAAGUGAGCCUCUUCCCACUUUGUGCUUGUGUGGUUUUGUUUUAAUCGAGGACUAAACUUGCCCUCUUUCGUGGACAUCAGUACUUAAAAGCAGUUACACCCAUUUGAAGAGCAAAUUAAAACGUUCAUAACGAACUCUG
Peromyscus maniculatus bairdii (prairie deer mouse) is the source of this 1270-nucleotide messenger RNA. It is a transcript of the gene Mrpl18, whose product is annotated as mitochondrial ribosomal protein L18. Gene Ontology annotation, molecular function: structural constituent of ribosome; 5S rRNA binding. Gene Ontology annotation, biological process: translation. Lineage: Eukaryota; Metazoa; Chordata; Mammalia; Rodentia; Cricetidae. The record is from RefSeq and is a predicted model, not a curated record. Gene Ontology annotation, cellular component: ribosome; mitochondrion.